Molecule: messenger RNA, 1543 nt
Organism: Sesamum indicum (sesame)
Lineage: Eukaryota; Viridiplantae; Streptophyta; Magnoliopsida; Lamiales; Pedaliaceae
Product: glutaredoxin-C3
Biological process (GO): cellular response to oxidative stress
Cellular component (GO): cytoplasm
Molecular function (GO): glutathione disulfide oxidoreductase activity
Source: RefSeq, a predicted model, not a curated record
UCAUCCUUAACGUCACCAGGCUUUGAUUUUGGAAAGAAGAAAGAACCCGCAAUCGCGCGUCUCCGUCACCGAUACAACUUUCGAGCUUUGGAAUUAUCUGAGAAAUCGCCAAUUUUGUAAGAGAGAAAAAUGAACGGUUCCUCAAAAGCCCUUCAGCUGCAUCAAUUUCCUUCCUCACCUCUGCUCUUCACGCGCUCUAAUUUCUCCGACGGUACGCAGAUCUUUGCCCUAAAAGAAUUUCUGAUUCAUUGUAUACGCUUUGUGCCCAGAAGGGUUGCUCUGAGACUGAGUUGUAGUUACAACUGCGAGCUGAAAAGGGCGAGCGAGCUCGACGGCGUUGCGGCUGAGGCUGUGCAGGGAAUGGGCUUUGAGGGGCGGCGCCCUGUGUUGAUCGCGGCCGUAGCUUGUAUGCUGCUGCUGGGCAAUCCUCCACAGAGAGCCCUAGCUUCCAAUUCUCCGUCGGCGUUCGUGGAGAAUGUUAUCUACUCUAAUAAGAUCGCCAUCUUCUCCAAAUCGUACUGCCCAUAUUCCUUGCAUGCCAAGCGCAUAUUCAGUGAACUCGAGGAGCAGCCCUUUGUAGUGGAGCUUGAUCUUCGAGAUGAUGGAUAUAAAAUUCAGGACGUUCUUCUGGACCUGUUCGGCAGACGAACUGUCCCACAAGUAUUUGUGAAUGGCAAGCACAUUGGUGGCUGUGAUGAUCUACAAGCUGCAGUCAGAAGCGGCCACCUGCAAAACCUUCUGAACAAAGCUUGAUUCAAUCGGCAAACUAAGUGAGAAUCGCCACUAACCUCACAAAAUCUAACUCCUUAAGUGGAGCUUGAAAGUUGAUCCUUGAUAGGAAUCUGAAUCAGAAUUUACAGGUAGGCUCUGUCUUGACUGUUCUAACCACGCCGUCCAUGAGACUAUACUUUGUUGAUCAACAUGGUACAUGGAGUUUGAGAUAUAACUUUUGGACUUUAACUGAAUUUGUAGAUGGGAUUUGUUGCACAGUGUGGUUUGUGAUAGUUAUCGUGGCGAGUCACAUUUCUACUUUCGCUUUUUAUGAUUGUCCACUUUUACAUCAUCUCCUCUUCUGUUUCUUGCUUGAAUUCCCAGCAUGAGCGCAGCUGUUUGAUGUUUUGGAACUUGAACUUUAUUCGUUCUGAGUUUUGUGAAGACCAUUAGCAUUAUCAGGCCUAUUCAGCUCGGCCAGUUUGAUGGCAUCAUCAGGAAGUUUACAUAGGAUGUGUUAUGUAACUGUCUGAUCUUUAUUAAUUCAAAGCAUUCGAGACAUGAUGCAGGUUUCUGGCAAUUCAAAUUGUAUGCAUCCAACGGCUCUCAUUGGGUGACAUGAAAUUUUCUAUACGACAUAGUCGAAGGUUGAGUUGCAUGCAAAUCUUUCCGCAAUCUCAACCUGUUGAAAAGUACCUGAUAAGUUGAGGAUCAUGGUUUCUUUCCAGGCGAUCUUUUAUUACAAUUUGAUGUCAUAUAUGGAUGUUAUACUGAUGUGUGAUUGACACGUGUUCUUUUUGAGAAUUGAAUUAAUAAUUAAGUUAAACUAUAA